AUGGCGGCGGCGGCGGCGGCGGCGGCGGCGGCUCCGGGCCCGCCCGAGGCUCCCGCGCCCGCCCCCGCCGGGCCCGCCCCGCCGGGCCCCGGGGCGCUGCCGCCGGUUCGGCUGUCGGUGGUGAGGCUGGCGAGGAACCGGAGCCCGCCCGGAGGAGCCGCCGAGAGAAGCCGGGUGUGCUGUAACCUCGGCAGGGAAUUGCAUUUCUAUGGAGGGGCCGGAGCCGGGGGACGCGGCAGCCGGAGGUCCCUGGACCUGCACCGGCCCAUCGACAAGCGCGUCUACAAGGGCACUCAGCCCACCUGCCACGACUUCAACCAGUUCACGGCGGGCGCCGAGACCCUGGCGCUGCUGGUCGGCUUCUCGGCCGGGCAGGUGCAGUACCUGGACCUGGCCAAGAAGGACAGCGCCGGGCGGCUCUUCAACGAGGAGCGCCUCAUCGACAAAUCCAAGGUCACCUUGGUCAGGUGGCUGCCGGACACCGAGCGCCUGUUCCUGGCCUCCCACGCCAGCGGCCACCUGUACCUGUACGACUCAGAACAACCCUGCUCCCCCACCACCCCGCAGUACACCCUCCUGACGCAAGGAGAAGGCUUCAGGGUCUUCUCCAGCAAGAGCAAGACCCCCAGGAACCCCCUGCUGAAGUGGGCGGUGGGCUCGGGGCCGCUGAACGAGUUCGCCUUCUCCCCGGACGGGCGCUGGCUGGCGUGCGUCAGCCAGGACGGCGUCCUCAGGGUGUUCCACUUCUCCUCCAUGCUGCUCCAGGGCAUGAUGAGGAGUUAUUUCGGGGGUCUCCUCUGCGUCUGUUGGAGCCCCGACGGCCGCUACGUCGUCACCGGCGGCGAGGACGACCUGGUGACGGUGUGGUCGCUGGCCGAGGGUCGCGUGGUGGCCCGAGGACACGGCCACAAGUCGUGGGUGAACGCGGUGGCCUUCGAUCCGUUCACGGGUGGGCGCGGGGAGACCCCCGAGACGCGGCAGGACCCCCCGGGCGUGGCGUACCGCUUCGGCUCGGCCGGCCAGGACACCCAGUUUUGUCUGUGGGAUCUCACCGAGGACGUUCUGGAAUCUCGGGGUUCCCUCCCCCGGCCGCGCCCGGCGCCGGGAGACCCCCAGAUCAACCCGUCGGGUUUGCCUCGUUCUUUAUCCCGCUCCAACAGCCUCCCCCAAACCGGGGGGGGUCCCCAGAUUUCACCCCGAGCCCCCCCGGCGUUGAGCGCGGGGCGUUUCGCCACGCUGACGCCGCGGGACCCCCGAGGAGGAGCCCCCGAGAAGGAGCAGCACAAACGUUACCACAGCUUGGGCAACAUCAGCAGGGGAGGGGGAAACGCCGAGAAAACCCCCCCGGGGGGUGGUCCCGGGGGGUCUCGGGGGUCUCUGGACAUGGCCAAGGUGCUGGGGACGGCGCUGUGCCCGCGGCUGAACGAGGUGCCGCUGCUGGAGCCGCUGGUGUGCAAGAAAAUCGCUCAGGAGAGGCUGACGGUGCUGCUGUUCCUGGAGGAUUGUAUCGUGACAGCGUGCCAGGAGGGGCUGAUCUGCACCUGGGCACGGCCUGGGGUCUCUGGCCUGGCCUCGCAGAACGGCGGCUCCCCGAGCGGCACCGUGGUGUGACACACCUGGGGACACACCUGGAUACACCUGGGGACACCUGGAUAC
Messenger RNA from Pseudopodoces humilis (Tibetan ground-tit), 1656 nucleotides. The record is from RefSeq and is a predicted model, not a curated record. Lineage: Eukaryota; Metazoa; Chordata; Aves; Passeriformes; Paridae.